CGUCAUCAAUAGGCGACGGGGAAAAUUGCCCUUCACUAUGCUUAUUUUGUAACCUCGUACGUGUUGUUAAUGUAUAUUGUGUAUUUUUUUGGGGGGUGGGUAAUGGAAGCAGCAGGUUGAGCUGGUCAAACAUCCUCCGAAAUUUGAUUGAGUGAGUAUUCAGUAGCGAGCAAACCACUAUCCGAUUUUUGUUGGCGUCAUCGUGCUGAACGUCUUGUUUUUCCAAUCAAAACAAGUAGCAUAAGUUGCAUCCCUCCACAGUCAAUCGGAUAUGGCAGCUCCAACCUCAGCUGAAAGAAAAGCUUGCUGGGACGCCAGAGACUUAUUGUGGAAAUGUUUGGAUGACAACGAUGACAAGGUUGCAUCCUGCCAGAGCUUCCAAAAGGAGUUUGAGACCAAAUGCCCCGCUCAGUGGGUCAAGUAUUUCAACAAAAGGAGAGACUAUUUGAAAUACAAAGAGAAGAUGCAGACAGAGGGGUUCACACCCGCCGAAGGCCCCCAGCAGCCCUCCUAAAACUCACAAAACUGACUUUUUUUUUUUAAUUUUGCCACAUUUAGGUCUGGAGGACUUGCAUCCCUUUAUUCCUCUGGUUGAUUUUUAAACUUUAAAACCUUUAAGUUUUGUGUAAUGGAAUUGUGUGGUCGUGCAAAAAUUUGUAUGAAAAAAAAUACAUCACAUGUUGGUUGAAUGGGUUUUAUUCUUGUACACUGUUUUUGUCUCCUUAACUCUCGUCUCAUCUCGUGGAAUGGAGCCAGUUCUUUAUGUUACAAUAUGUAUUUACAAAGAUUGCCAUCAAGGCCUUGACAUCAACCCCACUGAGUUACAUUCAACAUGACAACUUGAAUAAAUUAUAGAAAAGAUUG
Messenger RNA from Syngnathoides biaculeatus (alligator pipefish), 864 nucleotides. RefSeq names its product cytochrome c oxidase assembly factor 6 homolog. The record is from RefSeq and is a predicted model, not a curated record. The transcript is spliced from 3 exons. Gene Ontology annotation, cellular component: mitochondrion; respiratory chain complex IV. Gene Ontology annotation, biological process: respiratory chain complex IV assembly. The coding region runs from base 272 to 514 and encodes 80 amino acids. NCBI's taxonomy places the organism in Eukaryota, Metazoa, Chordata, Actinopteri, Syngnathiformes, Syngnathidae.